UUCAAGAGGCGAGCCGUCGCGGCUUCGCAAUCGAUAUCUCCCGCUCGAAUCGUUUCGCGUGGCUUUAUCGAAAUGUCGUUUUCAUAUCGGUAAUUGUUAUCCUCUCGACUAAACGCGGACGAUUAUUCUCCUUAAUUAAUUAACGAACCGUGGGACCAGAAGGAAGGGGGGGGGCCUUUAAGGCAACCAGAUGGCCAGGGGGUACGAGCGGGGAGAGGCGAAAGAAAGCUGCCUCCUCCUGGCAGAGAAUUUAUGCGCGGCGAGCGAUACGUAACUCGUCCGACAGAUAUUCGAUAGUCGAGUCUCUUUUAAUUAUUUCCUUGUGCCCGGCGCCGCAGCGCGUCGUUUCCCGCGCGACGACGCAACCGGCGAUUGGAUCGAGCACGAGGUGUGCCUAAGAAGCAACUAGACGAUCAAUCCAACGACGUUUCCGCGACAAAAUAACAGGCCGCUCCUAAAUUAUCGCGAACGAGCGUCCGGUGAUUUCGUACAGGGUAUCCUUCUCUAUUAACGCGGGAAUAAACCGCGACUGUUUAAGCUAUUCGUCAGGAAUUAUCACCGCUUCUUGUCUCCGUUUUUGUUCCAGGUUCGACACCCGUGCAACGUGGAAUUGUAUUUUUCCCGUUUCCCCAACAGGGUUGUUGUACCACCUCGAAACGUCGAUGGGACGAGCCAUUAUACACGAUUCCUUAUCGGAGGUAAGAGGGAAUACACUUUACAAUUUUACCUAUACAUCGGUUUCGAUGUUUGCAUUAUAAUUCCGCGUUUUAUAGGCGUUCGAGGCCCAGAGAACGGAGAGCCCGGCGUGGAAACCGACCGGGAUCCGUGAGUAUAAAUUGAACUUGAUCCCGUUUCUACCUAAAACGUCCCGAGCAAGGAUGGACGGUCCAUUUAUGUAUGGUAUAUUUGAUUGCAGGCCAUUCGAGGAGAGCCAUUUGCGAAGCUGGCGGGAAACAAGAAGCAACCAGGGGGAUAAGAGGCGAGAAAGUAGGGCGAGCAGUGUCUUCGGGUUGCUUUUCUUCUUCUCGAGCCGAGCAGUCCCGCGUUUUUCUUCCACGAACCAGCCGGUCCCAGGUUGCACAGCGGAUCAGCUACGCAAACACACUUGGAGGAGAUACGAGAAGUCCUCUAAUUGCUCUAGUUUUGGAAAUAAUUUCGGUGACAAUAAUUACUGGACUACCCAUUGCGUUAAUCUCCGACGAUUACGACUGAAAUCCUGCAAAUUGAGGAACGUCGUUCAUAUUUCGAACUCUCAACGAUCGCAAUCCGGAUUUUCUGUACACGUUAUAAUUUCAUCUCCGAUUUCGUCGAACGCGAGUCGCAACGUUCCAGAAUGAUUUUCAAGAAACGACUCCGGAUGUUUUUAACAGCAAGCCUGACAUCUGCUCGUCCUACUAGAGUAGUUCUACGAUCAGGUGGCAUCGUUUUGGCAAGCGGGCGCUGAGGCGUCUCGGCACGGCACUGUCCCGAAGGGGUUCGUCGUUGGAGGGGAUGAAGCAGCUGGGGUGGCUGGAGCUACCUCGAACGCGAGCCCGCGGUACCUACACGCUGGGUCUGGGUUUGGCCGGGUCGCGGCGGGUCCUGCGCAGCCAAAGAGACAGAGGCAGAAGCGGAGACAGAGGGUCGAGGCACAGGCACAGGCAGAGGCAGAGGUAGAGGCAGAGGCAGAGGCAGAGGCAGAGGCAGAGGCGGAGGCGAGUAAAAGCGAGCUAGCUGGUAUAGCAAGCAGCCAGGUAGAUCAGCAGGCAAGCAGGCGAGCGAACAGGCACGGACAGCCAGACAGGCAAGCGAAGCAAGCACGACCAAGCACAACCACCGGGCCUGCGAGCCACCCUCGCUCAACCCUACACCCUCGAAUCGCUUCCCCCACCCACCGUCGCCUCGUACACCCCUCUUCUCCGUCGUUCUUCGCACUCCUACUCCUUCCCCUGUGCUUUCAGCCGCCUCGUUCGUCCGUACGUUCGCUCGGUCGGUUCGUCCAGCGGUUCCGUUCUCGUCGCGUCGAGUGGCUGCGUGUUUCAAUCAGACUGUUGGCUCGAUCGUCCGCGGACCAUCCCCGCUAACUCGCUCGGUGUGUCGUCCAUCCUUCCUGGAGCGCCCCCGGAACCGCGUCGCGCUGGCUUUCGUCGCGUUCACGCCGCCCUUCCGUCUGUUUUCUCUCGUCUCGCCCUCGACAGACCGGAGACAGACACAAGGGGUUGAUCAUCCCCAGUGACAAGGUGUAACGGAGGGAGAGAGAAAGAGAGGCGGCUCGUCGCGAUACGAACCCCGGACUCGCACGGCAGAUACGUACUCUGCGUGGAAUCACGGCGGGGAACGACCGUAUCGAAUAUCGUAAAAGUUGUGCUUGUGAUACGCGACCAGUGACGGCAAGAUGACGAUCGGAAGGAGCGACGCCCGUCAGAGGAGGCCUCUGUGACUCCCGAGAUCACGGAGCCGCAGUCACGCCGGGUCUAAGGACACACACGCGCCUCGCAGCGGCUCACCAAGGCUGUCCUCGCAGGGGCGACGAGUCCUGAGUACCUAGGCCGGUCGUUCAACGUGGCCGAUCCUUGGACAUGGUGAGGGGGCAUGUCGAUGUGCCGGCGGUUCCUGCUGAUCGCAGCCGCGAUCACGGUCUCGAUCGAGGCUGGCUCCGCUAGUCAUCCAGGGAUCUCGCCAGGCUAUCCUGGAUAUCCCGGCUUCGCUGUUCGCUCCAGCCUGACGACCUCCGAGUCCCCGUCGAGCGUCGCCGUCACGCCCACGCCAAACCUGGACAAUGUGCCUACCUGCAGACCUUCCGAGUACCUAUGCGGCACAGGAAACUGCGUCGCCCAGGACAAAUACUGCGACGGCGAAAAUGACUGUGGCGAUAAGUCCGACGAGCCGAUAUAUUGCACCCCGUGCAACAGAACCUUGUACGGCGACGUUGGCAGGACCUACAGGGUGGAGGUCCGCAGGCCAAGGGAGGAUCGACUGCCGUUGCUGUGUCAUCUCAACUUCACCGCCGCCGGGUCCGACCUCGGAGACCUAGUUCAGUUGACCUUCGACACUUUCACCGUGGGCCGAUUCCUGUCGUUCACGUCCGAAGGAUGUCCCGACGGCUUCAUGACCAUCCGCGAGGAGAGUCGUCCCCCUACCGGAGGACAAUGGUGCGGGAGCGCAUGGGGAUACACCGUUUAUUACAGCGAAACUGCUUCCAUCAACUUGACCUUGUAUUUGUUGCGGCUGUCCGAGGAGGGUAGCGGCUACAAAAACUUCGACUUCAAAUUGUCGUACAAGUUCCUGAGACGCAGCGAGGCUCAUCUCAGAUACGGGAACAGCAGCAUGUCCACGUGGAGAGGGGAGCUGGUGAACGGCACGUACUGCGAUCGUGUCCUCACCAAGUGCGACACGCGAGCCUGUCGACUUCAAUCGCCGAAUUACCCGGGUGUUUAUCCUAGAAACGUCACUUGCUAUUACCGGGUGGAGCAGAAUCGAGCGCCGUCCGGCCAUCGGGCGUUGCUGGCCGUGAGUCAGCGGAACAGUCAUAAAAUACACAUCAAGGACCAGCUCGCGAAGUACGACGGCAGCCAAAGGGUAUUAAGAGUGUGGGAUCAAUGCAACGUGGUCCAGGAUUACUUGACGGUAUACGACGGAGGAUCGACCUCCGAUAAAGUGUUGGUCAGACUCUGCGGAGGGGACGCCGUGCCUGACAUUGUUAGCAGCCAUAACACGAUGCUCUUGGAAUUUCACACAUCGCCGUACGACAAUCCGUUCCAUCCCGUUCCUUUGUCGUUUCUGCCAGGAUUCGAGCUCGAGGUUCAGGUGAUCUUCGUGGACGAGAAGUCGCGGAGUUUCGUGAAGGAGAACAACAAUUGCGAUUUUUAUAUAUCCAGCGACGAGAGUUCGUCGGGAGCGUUGGAGAAUCCCAAGCACUCGUUGCCUCCGAACACGACGUGCCGCUACCACUUCCAAGGAAAGCCGAACGAGAUCGUCUGGUUGUCCUUCGUCAAGUAUUACGCCGCCAGUGCGGACGCCGCGGCGAGCAUCGACGUUGCGUCCGAUUGCAACGCGAAACUUCUCAUCUGGGACGGUGACCACACCCUAGAUAAAUUAAUUCCCGCUCGUAAGAAUAUUACGCUGAUGGGUCAGUUUUGCAAGGACGACACGCCACGACUAUGCGACCACAGCCUGCUGCGAAACGGGAGCCGCUACACGAGGCCCUGUAGUCUCGCGGAGAGCUACGUGUCGACCGGUAGAGACCUCACCCUGGAACACAUUCUACGUCAAGGAAGUGCACUUUACCCGAUCAGCUUCGUACUGCGAUACGAGUUCGUGCACGAGGCGGUUUCCUGCAACCACGCGUUCGGCUCCGUGUCGACUUCAUCCACGUCUUCCACGUCCUCUUUAUCCUCGUCGUCGUCGUCCUCGCUCUCGUCCUCCGCCAAUUUCGGCAAGUUCGCGUCGCCGAAAAGUGUGUUCUUCUACGGGCGCGGUGGUGCGCAGAACGUUAGCUGUGUUUACCGUUUCGAGGCUGAACCCGACCACAGAAUAGAACUGUCCAUAACGAGAGCCUCGUUCGGGGACAAGGGAUGUUCAUCCUACGUGGAUCCGCUGGUCAAUCGGUGGACCUGCGAUCGCCGCGUAACCGAUUCUACCAAGUACGGCACCUCGGAGCUCGUCGUCUCCGAGUAUCCCUGGCAAGGGGUGGAAUUGGUGCGCGACUGCUUGUGCUCGAACGUAAGCGAAAGAAUCGUCCUGCGAACUCUGACGUCCAACGUGGUCGAGGUUCGAUUCGCCGUGACACUGAUGAACGUCACCCAGGACUACAGGGACUUCUUCUUCGAGGGUGAGUACCGCUUCGUCGCCCUGGAAGGGGAAGCGAGCGAGCAAGUUUGCUCGACGAAGCUCGAGGAACGACGAUUGCGCGGGACCAGCGGAGAAAUCUCUCUGAGAAGCCCUCUUCCACGGAUCAUUCCUGGGGUGGCAGCCGUGGAGGAGAUCCUGGCCAACACGGAGGACCUCACCGCGACCCAGUGCGUCAACGAACCCUGGCUGAUCGAGCCGGAGGACGCGCGUAUUAAUUUCCUGUACCUAAGAACCGCCGGGUACAGCAUCACUUUGGACAACGUCGAGGAAUGCAGGACGUUGAACCGUAUCAUCGUUUAUUCGGCGUCCAACACGAAGGAUCGCAGCGUAAUUUGUCCCGAGAGCGGUAUCAGCCACGACGCCAGGACGGUCGACUUUUUCUCUGGUGGUUGGAACUACACCGCGAUAAACGUCACCGUGGCGAUGACGCAACAUUCCAGAAGCUUUAUCGUCGAAUUCCUUCAAAGGGAGCCCGGCUUCUAUGCCGUCACGUGGAUAGCUAUCUCUAAGCGGUCACCUACUCCAAGCGUCGGUCCAAACGUCUUCACCGUACUACCCCAAGAGGAAUGUCCUUACAGGUGUCCAGAGAUCCAGGCGUGCAUAAGUUCGGUUUUAUGGUGCGACGGCAUCCGUCACUGUCCAUCGGGCUUCGACGAGGAGGAAGCCAACUGUUCGUACCGGUUCAGCGUGACUUUGCUGUACGUGGCCGUCGGGGCCGGUGCGCUGGGUAUAUUCUUGAUCCUGUUGCUCGCCACUGGCUGCCUCAAGUAUUGCCUCUACCGCCACAAGGCGCGCAAGAAAAAGAAGAACGUCGCCGUGAACGUGAACCACCUCCACGUGAAUCACACGCACCACAACAACGGCCUCACCGGAAGUCGCUUGAGCGGGCGCUACAACCUCGCCACGCCGCAGGAGAUGUACCUGGAGAAUUACGGGAAGGACAGUAUUUGUUGACAAUACGCCAUCGCCGAUAUCGAGACCACCGUGUGAAUAAUUGCAGGAUUUUUAAAAUUACACUUACCUCGCAGGGGCCUCUGGAUCCCUCCCGCGGAUGAACUGAACGAGAAGCAGACGAACCGUCGGCUGCUCGUUCCCCCAACCGACAAAAGAAACGUCGACAGACGCGCAGAAAACAUAUACGCAAUAAUCGUAAUUCCGUAGACCAAUUCUCGAAGGCAUUUAACGAACGGGUCCGAGUUGCUGGCGAGUAUCAGCGACGAUCCACGGUACGCUUCAAUCGUCGUUCGUGUCUCAGAAUUCGCGAACGUGUCGCGUGUUCAAAGAUACCGUUCCGAAAGAAACAAGGUGAGUCCUUUUGCAGCAGCACCUGUUCGCUUCCGAACGUACCGUCAACCUGCGUUUCUGGUUUUACGGUAUUUCAACACGUAUCGUGGAUUUUUCGGUUAGGCGAAACGUAGAUCGAAUCGCGCGAUGCUCGCGCGUAUGGUUUUCGCGAGGAAACCGCGGUAUCACAGUAGCUCUAGGAACACACGUUAGGUUAAAAGCGGUGAAGACGGAGAGCGUGUAGAGCGCGACGGGUUCAAAUUAAAGAAACGAAACGAAGAGUAAAAGAUAUAGGAGGGAGGGGGGGGGGAUGCGAAACGCAAGUAUAUGCUUUUAAAACGAAGUAGGAAACGAAAUUUGCAUCGGGAGAGAGAAUUUUAUCGCGGUCGAGUGCCGAAGGAGAGUGCCGCAAACGUCCACGAUGGUAAACGACGACGGUGAACAGAAUUUUUGGCGGGAAUACGUGGGGAAACGACGACGGCGCACGAGUCGAGAGUCACGCGAUACGAAUCGAUACGAAUCGCAUGCGAACGUCGGGGGAUUAAAAGCGAAACUACUGUGAUUUACACUCGAAACGAGAGAAAGAUAAAAAAAAAAGUAAACGCUCGAGAUCACGUGUCACGAAAAAUAUGUAAAAGAAAAAAAAAUCGUAAAAAAAAAGAAGAAGAAACAGGAAGAUAAUUUCGACCGACGUUUGUCACUUUCAAAGUCUGUUUUACUUUAUAAUUUUAUAAUUGUCGUACGACUGUCCGAACGACGCUAUUCAUACGCGAUUUAUCCUAAGAAUUGUUACGACCAUAAAAUCGACCACGUGUUUAUCACCGACCCUCCCGUUCCAUCACAUUAUCGAAUCGAUCGGGGUGUAGUCUGCGUCGAUCCGUCGAUCGAUUCCGCCGUUUUUAUAAGAGACGCGCAACCAGCACGUUCGUUAACGCGGGAGCGUAGCGGCGCCCUCGUGAAUCGCCAUUACGUAUUCGCUGCCGAUGGCGAUGGAUCGAGCUCCAGACAAAGAGAUUAUACAGAUUACUAUAUAAGAAAUUAUAUAUCUAUGUAAUUAUAGCUAUCGUUAUGUACGUAUCUAUGUAAUCUCUUUGGUUCCAGACGAUUACGAGCAGAGCUGGGCACAGGGCCGGCGCCCCGAUGCAACUUCCAAUUUAGACGUCCCCUUCUAACUAAUGUUACGCGAAUUGAACAUAAACGAAACCUGGGUUUAUAUUAACAUGUAUCGAACAAGAUGUAAUAACACUUUGUUACAUAACAAUAUUAUUGCACAAAUUAUCAAGUGUGGACAGUCUUGUUUAAAACUUAUUUUCCUCGCUCUUAAACUAGGAAUCUCGUUGAUAAUUAUAUCCGUCGCUCUGCGAAGCUACACUCGAGCACGAUUGCGUUCACCCUUGUCGAUUAAACGAUUUUUCUAUUCCUUCGAAGAAGCGCUCCAUCGUUUACCGCUACGCGAAGCCGGCCCUGUCUGGGCAAACUGUAUUUCAAAUUCGAUCGAGGCGUAAACGUUUCGAAAUAACAUUUACCAGUUAUUUAGAUUUAAACAACUAUCGACUCAUUUGAGAUAAGAGCAUUUUUAAACGUGAUAAUUUAUUCGAAUAAAAUCGUUUCACUCUUUUUCUUUCUUUCUUUCUUUUUUUUUUUUUUCAUUUCGAUCGACACAGAAAUAAAGCAACAUGUUCAAGACGACGAAUCGAAUAACAUUGUUUCGGGGGUGCCCAGAUCCGAUUAUCCAAACGCUACUAUAUACAGGGCUUAACUAACUCGAGUCACUUUGAGGACGAACCGGGAAGUCCUUAGGGGCUAAACAAACUCCGGACGCCGGAUAUCCUAUGCUCCUGCAUUAAACUGAGAUCCUUGCCUAUUCAGAUUUCGUAAGUAAAUAACGUUUAUCAAAGAUGAUACGACAUAUAGUUAAAUCACACAUGUAACCUAGGUUUGAUAUCGACGCGCGAGGCUUGUGACUGGGACGUAGAGAUCGAUGUAUAGUUGAUUAUCGUUUAAACGUGCGCGAAAACGAGAGAAACAAUGGGCAAACAGAAACGACACAACGCGGUACAUUGUAACCUCCCCCCUUGUUACGAAUGUGUUGACUAUUAAAGGCACGCGUGCGAGGAGAGGAUUCACAUUUACAUACCCACGUACAUACAUACACACAAACAGAUACGUAUGGUAAAAAGAAAAAAAAGCGCGUAUAACUUACGUCUGUAUGCUGUGAUAGAAGUAAGCGUAUCAACAAUCGGAAAUAAAUUUCUCGCGUGAAAUUGGUUUCGAUUGCGUGUACCCUCCGAAUCCCAUAAUCGAAUCUAGACGUAGAUCCCUUCGGUUGCUCCUCGAACAUACCCCCUAUCGAUCCUGUACUUUUAAUUUUAAUUUAAAAAAAAAAAAUAACAAUUAAGAAUAAUUACACAUGUGCCUCAACGUUUCCGAGGAAGUUGAGGUCGCUGUUACAGUUUCUAACACUCUCUCUCUCGACCUUCGAAACUAACAAGCACAGUGGUUCAGUCUUAUUUACUCUCACUGCCCGACCACAUCUUAAGAAGAACGUUACUUCUGAAGACCAAUGUCGGCCAGCUAUGAAUAUCGUAGCGCGAACGAACCGUUCGAUGUGGGUCAGCUGUCGCAGCAACAAUUUCUCCAAGUUCACCGAAAUACGUUCCCUUUGAUACAGCGACGACCCUCGACCUUCUCCUUUUUGAUUUUUAUCUCGUCUGGAAAUCUCGAAUGUCUUUUCUUCGCGUGGUCCUCUUGAAUUUUCGUCUUUCACGAAAUUAAUGUUUGCCGAAGAAACACCGCGCUGGAAUCCUGUACAAACGACGAUCGCGAUAAUGCAAAUAGUUCCGAGUACGCUGGUUAAUCACGAAAAUAGAAUAUGGAUGCGUGAAAUCCUGCGGUCAUCGAGAAACAUCCAUCUCGAUCCAUCCAUAUUCCAGCCGUAAUUUAAGUUUGUCGAUCUGACGUGCUUUGUCUUCGGAGCUUCGUUGAUUUUGAGACUGGCACUCCGCUCCGCGAUGAAUCUCAUGAAUGUUAAUAUGUCUAGUUACGGACAAAGAGUUAUUCACACUUCAACGUUUGUCGUAUAAGCGUUACUACUUCUGUUUUUAUUUUCUAUAAAUUGACGAAAUAAAGGAAAGUAUGUUCGUGUUAAAAAUACACCGAAAAAUCCAUGUUCACUUACCGGC
Hylaeus volcanicus is the source of this 9296-nucleotide messenger RNA. RefSeq lists its product as uncharacterized. Bases 2572 to 5784 code for a protein of 1070 amino acids. Gene Ontology annotation, molecular function: protein binding. Lineage: Eukaryota; Metazoa; Arthropoda; Insecta; Hymenoptera; Colletidae. The transcript has 15 exons. Gene Ontology annotation, cellular component: plasma membrane. The record is from RefSeq and is a predicted model, not a curated record.